AUGGUAGUUGCCAAUGCUGACAUGUACGGUGAUUCCGUGAUUAUGGUAGUUGCCAAUGCUGAUGUGUACGGUGAUUCCGUGAUUUUGGUAGUUGCCAAUGCUCUGGUAGUUGCCAAUGCUGAUCCGUACGGUGAUUCAAAUGGCCUAGAAAACAUUCUCCUGGAUGCUGAAUUCUCUCCAAAAGUGGCUGCUUUUGAGCUGGCAAAGCUUGUUGGCAGAGAUUUCAGCAAAGUGCUGACAACAAACAGGGAAACAAGAGGGUAUUUAGCUCCCGAGUGGCUUUAUGGCUUGCCAAUAACAAUGAAGGCGGAUGUAUGCAAUUUUGGCAUGACCCUGCUCGAACUGAUCUCAAGGCAACAAAAUAGUGACUUGAGCAUCCAGGACUCUCAGCACUACUUUCCGACUUGGGAAGCAACUCAAAUUAACAAGGGAAACACAAUCGAUAUUGUGGAUGAAAGGAUUGCAAACAUGGCAGAUAUUGAAGAGGUGAGAAGAGCAGCUUUGGUGAGCUUUCUGUGCAUUCAAAUGGAUGAGAAUGAACGACCGAGCAUGGCUCAAAUUGUUCGGAUAUUGGAAGGCAAAUCAGAAGGUGAUGUGGAACAAUAUGAGAGGUCCCUCCAAGCCCUUGUCAAUGAUCAUUGUGAUUAG
Messenger RNA from Cryptomeria japonica (Japanese cedar), 648 nucleotides. Its product is annotated as G-type lectin S-receptor-like serine/threonine-protein kinase At2g19130. Gene Ontology annotation, molecular function: ATP binding; protein kinase activity. Lineage: Eukaryota; Viridiplantae; Streptophyta; Pinopsida; Cupressales; Cupressaceae. The coding region runs from base 1 to 648 and encodes 215 amino acids. The transcript is spliced from 2 exons. The record is from RefSeq and is a predicted model, not a curated record. Gene Ontology annotation, biological process: protein phosphorylation.